AUUCGUGGCUAUAAAAGAAAGACCAUUACCGAACAGCAACAACAACACGAACAAAACUCCUCUGCCAUCAUAUUAUCUUGGUUGCCGUUUUGUAAAUGCCAAUCAAACUGAAUCCAAAUUGGUUAAAUUCAACAUCCUGUCAUCCGCCAUUCCGCCAGGACAGGAUAUCGACAUCCACAUCGACAUCGACAAUUUGACUUUGCCAUUAAAGGAUAAAUCAGCCAAAAAACAAUAACAAUGUACCAUGGAGGCUUGUUUAGGUUUAGGCAGAAAUCAACGUUCAAACAAAUCGCAAAAAGAUUUGAAAUUACAGCAACAACAACAACAACAAAAGGAGCAAUCAUCCACAGGACUUCAUCAUCAAUUCAAUCAGCAUCAUCAUGCGCAGAAAUUGCAGCAGCCGGUCACAAAUCAGAAUUAUUAUACGACCCAACAACAGCAGCAGCAACCACAACAACAAAGACAACAACUAAUUGCAAGGAGUCAGCAGCAACAGCAGCAACAACAACAGCAGCAACACCACCAACAAUUGACGGGGUCCACAAAUGUAGGAAGUGGUGGUGGCGUCAGUGGCGGAGCAGGGGGUAUUGCUACUGGGGAUGUGAAACAAAAACAACCACAAACACCACAUCACCAUCAUCCGCAUCAUCAACAGCAGCAGCAGCAACAACAACAUCAUCAUUUGGAACAGCAGCACCAGCAGCACCACCACCAACAUAUACAACAUGGUCACAAUGUAAGGCCAAAUAUUUCAAAGGCAACGUCAGUUGCAGCUCCAACAUCCGCACCAGCAACAACAGUUAGAACAAUGCCAAAAUACAAAAAUACCCCUUCAUCCCCGCCAUUCGAAGACUUUGGUCCACCGCCCACCAGUACAAUACAGGUGGAUGUGACCACGACCCUUCCCUCCAGUACAAGUCCCACCGCAAAUGUCAUUAGUACCAGUUCAGCGGUGGCCAAUAAAAGUUGUCGAAAAAUUAACACCAGACAUGGCCAGCAACAGCAGCAUCACCACCACCAUCAUCAGCUACAACAACAACAGCAGCAACAACAGCAACACCUUCAUCAGCAGUAUCAAUCAACAAUGCCAGCCGAUUUAGAUGCCAUCGAAAUUUGUGCGGAACCCGAGCCACCUCUGGUCACCGCUUUUAAGGGCACAGCAGCCGGUGGCAUGGUGCGUCAUACGAAAACCUUGGGACGUCUCAAUCAGACCCAUAGCAUGGAGGAGCAGUGGUCGAAUAUACCCCAGACAACAUCCAUGCAGCUGCUGCAACUGCAGCAGCAUCAACAGCAGCAGCAACAACAGCAACAUCAUGAUUAUUCUUAUGCCUAUUAUGAGCCAGGAGCUGCUAUGCGUCACACAAACAUACCCAGCUCCCAGGCCAUUGCAGACGAUGAGGAUCUAACACCAGCACCACCCAAUUCCAUCAGAGCCCUGCUGUCCAAGGGCAAAAAGAACAAACUGCUGGUCUCUCCCGCCACAAGGCAAUCAUAUCAAGUCCGUCUCACCCAGCAACACCAAAAGCAAUUUCCCGCUCAAUCUGGAGCAACGGCGGCGGCGACUACGGCUGGAUCAGUCACACCGGCCUGUGCUGCCACAGCCUCGGGAGCCAUUGGAGGAUCUAGCAACAUUUCAACACCGGAAAAUUUCUAUGAAGAAAUCUCUGCCUCCUCCACUUCAUCCUCCUCGAACUCCAUGACCAGCCAUCGCCAAUUACGUUCCACUUCCCAUUCGGCUGGUUCGUUGACACAACAGCUGGUGGAAGAGGAAUUAAGAAGAGUACAAAAUAGACAUCAUAAAAUUUUAGGUGAGCUCAAUCUAUCGGUUGAGGCCAUGCUAAUGCCGGAAAGUCCACCCAAUACCAGUCCCACCGGUAGCAAUAGCAAUGCGAUAGCCACCACCAGUGGACCCAAAGAACCGCAACCCACAGCUCCCACAGUGAGUGUUACCUCGGCAUCGGGCCAACCGCUAAGACUCACCUCAUCAUCGGCUGAUAAUAUCUGUGAUCCUGUUCUUGUAGCUGCAACAGCACCGCCGGUGGUUCCACUUUCCAGCUCCGCAACAAUAGCUGCAGGCCUUCUUCAAACCGGCUGCAUGGUGGGAGCUGCUGAUCUGGACAGUGGCUUUAGCGGCAGCAGUGGUGCCAGCUACAUUGGUUCACUGCGACUUCACAAAACCAAUGCCUUGAUGAAUUCACGCACUGCCCAACAAACGGUAACGCCUGGCCCCGGUAGUGCCACACAAAAGUCUCUACACCAGCAACAAAGUGCCUUUGCCUAUGCCACACAAAGUUGUCGGUCCUUUCAGCGGGCCAAUACAUGCAUCGACACCAAUGCCUCGUCGCGUUCACACUCAUCGGCCAUAAAACACUUGCCUCAGGUGCAUUUGGCCGGCAAACACACACUGCCACAUGGUCAGCAUCAUGGCUAUUUGCCCGACACAGCCAGCGCAGCUCUGGGCAACGAUGAUGACGACGAUGCCGCCCUAAAUUCAUCGGGGUUUUUUACGCGUGCUGCCUGUGGUCGACGUAUUUUAAAUUGUGCCAAAAUAAGAGCGGCCGAAGAUCCCGGCCCAGUGGUUGUAGUUGAAUCGAAAGCUCGCAGUUUUUGGAAUCGCAAAGGAUGGCGUAAAUUUCCAGGCUUCUCGACAUCAACGUCCAGCAUAAAUGAUACGGGUUUAGCAACAGAUGAAUCGAAAUUAAAUUCCGGCUCAUGGGAGGAUCCAUUACCCACUGCCGUUACAGCGACGACCCACAAUAAUAACGCCAAUCAAAAUUUAUCACAAAGUGCCAAUAACGGCAAUACAACAACCACAGCACAACUUCAUAAUACCACAAAUAAUCCGAGACGUCCUGAUACGUUGGCAACAGGACGUAACGCUUUACAACCAUUAUUAAUACAGCCUCCACUGGCAGCAGGAAAAAAUCAACAGCAACACCAUCAUCACCCACAUCAACAACAACAACAUCAGCCAACAGGUCAACAAAAUAGUCAGCAACAACAUUCAACAAACACAACAACAAGUGCCAUAAGCCGCUGUGGAGAAGCGGCCUUAGAACAACAACAACACCACCAGCAACAGCAACUACAACAACAUCAGCAGCUCACUAUUCAGGGAGCUGCUGUUACCGGCAACACAAUAGCUGGCGGUAGUUUUAACGCCAACGGCGGAUCGACUGCCGUUGGUUGUGGCGGUGGUGCCCAAACAUCACCGAAUACCACCUCAGAUCAUUUGCUUGGCGGUGGUGGUGGCGACGCAGUGACCAGCGAAUUCCAAACUAUCUCACCUAUACCGCCACCACUUAACAGCUCUUCGGAAGACGAAGAGUUGAAUCACGAGGAAGAAAUAAACGGCAGCGUGACGUCAUCACUGAGUGCCACAAAUCAACGCAAUUCCCAAUUGCGUUCCACAUUCAAUCGGGCCAAACAGCAUCUGUCCUUUGACAAAUGGCGCUCAACAAAUUCACAAAAUUCACCGGCUGAUAAUAACAGCUGCAGUAGUAAUUCAACGAUAAGUAGCAACAGUAGCAGCGGCGGCGGCGGAGGAGGAACAUUGACGCGUCGUGCCAGUACAAGUUGUGCCACAAUGCCUACCGCCCAUCAGCCACCCAGAGAGGAUAUAACAACGCCCGGUGAAUCGCCGGGUGGUCGUUUGUCGCGAUGGUUUUCGAUACGUCGCGGUUCGUCGCAUCAGUAUGAUGUGGGCGGUCGUGAUGGUCGACACUCGAACUCGUCCAGUAUUGAUAUACCCGAUUCGACAUGUGAUUCGAGCAUUGGAUCGCCACAGAAAAUUAACUCAACAAAUUCAGCGAAUACAUCAAAAUCUGCGUGUAAAAUGCCUGGGGUGCCAGAGAACGAUGAUGACGACAUGGCAUCAUUGACCACAUCGACCUCAAGAUUCGAUUUGGAUUUUAUGAUACCACCGGGCAGUCGUGCCAACGGCACUGCCCGCACCGCUCACCAGCGUUUGGUACAGCCCAUGCUACCACCAGCACCACCCGGCCUCUCUCAACAGCAGUUGAAACGUCGUCACAUAGUAUCGGCCAUUGUGCACAGUGAAAAUUCCUAUGUGGCCACCCUGCAACGUCUAGUCAACGAUUACAAAAAACCUCUGGAAGAAAGUAGUCCACCCGUUUUGAGUGCUACCAAAAUCAAUACCCUCUUUCAUCGCCUGCCCGAUAUUCUGCAAUCGCACCAACUGUUCCGCAUCGCCUUGGCGGAAUGUGUACGCAAUUGGGAUCGUGAUGAAAAACUGGGUGAUUGUUUUGUUAGCGCCUUCAGUAAGCCACGUAUCUUGGAGAUCUAUUCGGGUUUCAUUAACAAUUUCUCAGCUGCCAUGGAAUUAGCCAAAAUGGAGGAGAAACGCAAAUCAGCUCUGGCGGAUUUCUUCAAAGUGAAACAAAUCAGCGCUCACGAUCGUUUGAGUUUCUUCGGUUUGAUGGUGAAGCCGGUGCAACGUUUCCCCCAGUUCAUACUCUUUUUGCAGGAUCUACUCAAAUAUACACCCCAGGGCCAUCAUGAUCGUAUGUCGCUGCAAUUGGCCUUAACACAGUUGGAACUGCUGGCCGAAAUGCUGAACGAACGUAAACGUGAGGCCGAACAGUAUCAGGGUUUCAAAGAGAUGCUGGGUCACAUAAGUGGCACAUUCAAUACACGCUCUCUAACAACGACCGAAGGCAAUCGGCCACGCUAUUUACUCAGAGAGGAUAAUGUAACACAUAUGGAAUUUAAUCAGGCCGGUUUUAUAGUCAAAUCGAAACAGCGUCGCCUGCUGUUGCUGAACGAUAAAGUGAUUUGUGUUUCGGUGGCGCCCAAACAGUCGCAUGAUUUCGGUGCAACAGAGAAAUUGACAUUUAAAUGGAUGUAUCCGGUGACAGAUGUGGAAAUUGUUGAUAAUAGUACUUCCGCAACAUUGUCGAGAAUAUUAACUGCAGGUCUCAAUCGCGGUGGAAGUCUCAAAUCGAACAGCAGUUCAUGUAACAAUUAUCAAACCAAAACCCUACCUGCCAACACAUCAUCACCAUCCGCCACAAUGGCGGGCUAUCAGAAUCCCGCCUUCGACAAUUCACCCGCAGCUUUACUGACCAAUGGUGCUGACAACCUGUGCAACGAGAUGUCGACGCUCAUGUACGAUUAUGAGGUUGUGUCGCGUAUCAACGAUUUGGUUGGAACCCUUAAGGGUACAUACAAAGAGCUCAACACCAAUUUGACCCGUAAUCUCAUGAACUCCAUCCAAAGUUCGAUACAGCGUAAAAAUGAAGAAAUGGCCUGGGUUGACUCGUGCUGUCUUCAGCUGGUGGCCCGAUCCAAAAAUGGCAAAGAGGAGACAUUUACAUUCCAAACGGCAAAUCCUAAUGUGAAAAAGGAGUGGAUUACGGAAUUGCGUUUGGCCCAGUUGGCAUUGGAUGUGAACAACUCGCCAGCGUGGGAGACAACACCGGCUGAGCCGUGUGCCACCAGUACACCGGCGUAUGAGCAACAGCAAAUGCAGCUGGUGCAACGACAGUCGAAUAAAAUGCCAUUGUUUGUCAAAGCGAUGCCAAUACACAAGUCACAGCAUCAAACGGAGGUUCGCUGUGGAUGUUAUUAUAGCAUCGCCAAUGACCCCAAACUCAGUGGCAAUGCCCGACGCCGCCACAAGCAACAAAAUUAUCUCUGGAUCUGCACAACCAACACCACAUCUUCACAAAUCACCGUCUUCUCGCAGCAUCAUCAGCAGGCCGGUAAUCUGAGGGAUGUUAGCACUUUCGAAUUGGCUGAAACCCAAGUAACGGCAAUGGAAUAUGUCAAGGGCUUGGAGAUCUGCAAGACACGCGAGGAUGUAAGUAGCCUUUUGGGAGACCUCAUAUGGAUGGGCACCGACACCAAAAAGCUACUCAUUUAUACCGCCAAAAAUCCCGAACAGGAGGAACAACUGCAUUGCUGCAAUGUCCAAAGUGUCGUAAUGAAGAUACUCUAUCAUUUCGAUUCCGUUUAUGUGGCCCUAUCGAAUUCCACAAUUUUGAUAUAUCGUCGGGCCUACGAUGGCGUUUGGAUGCUCAAAGAUCCUCAGGUGGUGGUGAUGGGUGAUUCCGGUCUACCUGUGCCCAGUAUUUUGCCCAUCAAUAUGAAUAUAUAUGCAGCGUGUGCUAACCGUGUAUAUGUCCUGAAUGCUCUUAAUGGAGAGAUUCAAAGGAGCUUCGAAGUCCACCAUGGCUCGAAUCAGCAAGUGAAUCUAAUGGCUCAUUCGGGUAUUGGAUUAUGGAUAUCCUUGAAGAAUUCCACAAUGUUGUGUCUGUAUCACACUGAAACCUUCAAGCAUUUACAGGACAUCAAUAUUGCCUCAAGUGUGUUGCGCAGUGAUGGCAAGAAGGAGCACGCCGUCAAUAACAACGCCAUCUAUGUGACCGCUUUGAUGGCCUGCAAAGGUUUGCUGUGGGUAGGCACAAAUGUGGGUAUUGCAGUUACUAUACCACUGCCUCGAUUGGAGGGUGUACCGAUUAUCAGUGGCGGCAUCAGUAUGUCUUGUCAUGCCCACUUUGGACCUAUCACCUUCCUUUUGCCAUUGGUGCCCAAGUCGUAUCCCAGUUAUAAACCAAAUACCGCAAACGCUCAGACAUCACAAACAAUGCCAUUAGCCAUAAAUAUGCCUGCUGAGCCGUCGCCCCCUGCACCCAGCAUGGGUGAUGACUUGCAGUUGCCCGCCAUAGACGCUGAUCCCAAAAAGUUGACAGAAGCAGAACUGGAUGAUAGUGCAGUUAUUCUUAGACGUGACUUACCCAAAGAUGAGAAUGGUUCAGGUUCUGCUUCACCCUCAGCCUCUAUGCUGAGGGAGUUAAGUGUUGAAGCUGGAGGUGGAGCAGACUCGGCGGCUUCUUCACCACGCUGUUCCAAAUUGGAUAAACAAAACUCGUUGGAUCAAAGUUUUUCGGCCAAAAUACGUGCCUCCUUGGCAAACUCACCGGCUUUCCAUCGCAAACGUUUCCGUGACUUGUCCUCUGAAUCGGCACGCAUAUCUAAAACGUUGCCUAGAGGUCUGGGUUCAGCUGGUGCCUAUUUCCAGUCUGGCAUGAAUUCGAAUACUAGUACCCUAUCGCAUACGGAGCAUGGUUAUUGCGAUGUCUAUGACUUGUAUGCUAAAUUGAUCUACAUCAAAGAAGACUAUGAUGCUGAAGAAGGUACCCAAGGCAACCUUAUGGAUAUGAUGUAUGAGGGUAUGCGUCGCUCGGACCCCGAAUUGGCAGCCAUACCCGGACGUGUCACCACUUUGGAUAGACGUUUGCGCAUGAAAGCCUCACGACCCAGAUCUUUGGAUUUGUCCAAUUGGUCAGUGGAUUCUAAGUCAUCAAGUUUGUACACCUCUUCGGGCAGUGAAGAGAGCAUGGGUAUACGUUUCUUUGGAGGCCGUUCGGUUUCACGCAACAGUUCCAGUGCAAGCCAUAAAACCUCGGGCAAUGGCAGUGAUUUGGGUAAUAUAUCGGAAAAUGGCCUCAUGACCGAUUUGCAUUAUACUCACAGUACACCAAAAUCAGAUGAUGGUUUCAAGCUGAUGCAACAACAAAAGCAACAAGCGUCCGGAGCUGGGGCUGCAACAGCUGGCGGUACCAGUACCACACCCCCACCAGCAGCAACAGCCACGUUGAAACGUAAACAAAAACAAAAUGCCAAGCAACAACAGCAGCAACAAGCCGAUGGACCUCGUACCAUUAUUACACUGACCGGUGGUCGGGGUUAUUGGCGUCAUGUCUGGUACAACAAUACCACUUCACCCGGCCAUAAAUCAUCGUCAUCAUCGGGUUCCCUCAGUUCGGGAGCCUCAUCGCCCCUCAUUGCCAACUCCAAUGAUGCCCACAUUGUCAUCUGGGAGAAAAAGUUAUAAUCUCCGGAGUAUGUGUGGCACAACAAGGCCACACCUCCAUAUUCAAUACCCAGCGGUAUGACAUAUGUCGCCGCUUCCAACACAUCUUCGUUAUAUUUACAACCGCCCAUGUCUUUGCAAACUACACCGGAACGCAGCCGCAGUCGUGUACGAUUUCGAGGUUCAUUCAUAAUUCGGGACCGUUCAACAUGCUGUUCAUCGCUGACCGGCUCACCAAAUCUGGGCAUGGUACCUGGUACCCCAACAAUGGGUGGAAGUUUUCGCAGAUUGGCCAAACUGAGACGUGGUGGCAGUUUAAAGGAAUUUUAAUGGUAAUAGGGCAUAGCGUUGUUAUAUGGAUAGGUAUUCGUUUUAAUGGAGGUGUUUACUUGUUGUUUUAAAUAAUCGGAUUUAAGAUGGAAAGUAUUUUUAUUACACGUGGUUUGAAUUUGGAAUGUUUUGAAAACAUCACCCACCCUCUUUUUUAAUUGUGGUUUAUUUUUUUUUUUCUAAUUUUGGAUUAUUGUUGGUUUUGUUAAUAGAUUAGAAUGAGCGGGACUCUUAAAGAGGAAUUUAAGAAAAUAAAUGUAUAUUUUUUUUGAAAAUAAGUUUGUUGUCUACGAACGAAAUGUGUGAUUUUGGGAUUUUUCAUUAAGAAAACCUUUUAAAAUAUUAUUGGGAUUACAGAGUUAAUUGUAUAAAAAUAAUUUCUGGAAUUUUAUGUUAUUUAAUUGUUAAUUGAAACCCUUUAUUAAAAUUAAAAAAUAUAUACAAUAAAAAUAUACAUACAUAAUAUCCAGUUUCCUUGAACUAUGUAUAUUGGCCAUUUCCUUGACUUUCCGAUAUAUUGGCAAUUUUCAAGUCCCCAGCAUUGAGGUUAUGGAAAUAUUUUUAUUAUUUUUUUUUUAAUUUAAACCUAAGCCCGUUGAACGCAUCCAUUUCCAAUUUUGUAAUUUAUAAUGUAGUUUUAGAGUCCAACGAAAAAAGCUUUGUUUUAAAUUAAUUUUUAGAGAAAAUAACAUUUUGACUCCUUUUUUCACAACCCCAUAAAAUGCGUUUUUUUGCAAAAGUUGAAUAACUUAGAAUGUGUCUCUUUAAAAGACUUCAACAUUAAUGUAAUCAGAAUUUUAUUAGUUUAUUUAUUUUAAAAAAGUAAUUCGAGAAAUAUGUUGUUUUAUUAAUAACUCUAUUUUCUAGAAAACAAACUUUUUUCGCAGAUAAUAUUCCAAUGGUCUACCUUUGUUUGCAAAAGUUGAUUAAAUUCUGUUUAAUGGGCUUCAACAUAAAUGUAAUUCUCAAAUUCCAAUUUUCUACAUUUAUUUAUAUUAAAAAAAUUGUAGUCCCAUUUCAAUUUCUAUUAAUAAUACCAUUUUCUAUGAAACAAAUAGUUUUGGUAAAUAAUAUUCCAAAAUCUCACACUUUUAAGGAUCAAACGAUAUAUUGAAUAUUUGUAAAUCUUUGUAAAAAAUACAUAAUUCUUUAGUUAAUGUUUAAUUGCUUAUAUUAAAAUCUACAUGCAUUAAAUUUAAAUUAUUUAGGUUCUUUUUUAAUUUCUUCUCAUCAUAUAUAGGGUAUCACUAAAUGGAAGGAAAACGAAAAUUAAUUAACUUCGAAAUACUAUUAUUUUAAGUUUUUAAUGUAUUUUCUUACACAUUUUUGUGAAGACCCUGUUUUUUUCUUUUUUGUUAUAUUUUAUUUUUUAAAAUUUCCAUUAAGUUUUCUUUUUGAAGAUCUUUGGUUUUUUAUGAGAAAAAUUUUACAUUUACAAUAUUUUUCUUUUAAGAAACUAAAGAUCAAAUCUCCAUUUUUAUUAUUAAUUUUUUCUUGUUUAAUUUAUUUCCAAUUUUUGUAAUAAGGUUUUUGUAAUAUUUUACUCUUCAUAAUGUUUAAUAGAAAUUUAAAUUAAAUUUAAAUUAAUUCAAUGGUAAACCACAACUCCAACUCUUAUCUAAAAUUUUGUAAAAAUAGUAAAUUAAAAUAAAAGCUAAGCUUUCUUCAUUUUUUUCAAUAUAUAUAAAUAGAGUAUACAUUUUAUUUAAUGUUAAGCCUUUCAACAUUUUUGUAUUCUAUUCUUUUUUUUAAUUUUUGUUAACGUUAUAUCCCUAGAUUAUUUAAGUUUACAUUUUUUCAUUGUUUUAAGGCUUUAAAGAACAAUUUUAACUUCCUUACAAUUUAUGUUCAAUAUGGUUUUUCUUUUCGAAAAUAAUUAUUAAUUAUAUACUUUUUCCUUUUUUUUUUAUUAAAAAACACACAGAUACACACACAAAUCUUAAGUAUAAUCUAAGUAACAAAAACCUGAAUUAUUAUUUUUAUACAUAAAUAAAUAUUUAUAUCGUAACAAAGAAGAAAUAUAAUAAAUUAAAAAAACGAAAUUAUUAAAAUAACAAUAAAGCAAAAUAACGAAAAAAAAAACAAACAACCUGUGUAAUUAUCUAAACGACGAAUAAACAGCAACAAUAACAACAAAGAAACAAAUGAAUAUAGCAUAGGAAAGUAUCUAAACACUAGGAUCAAGGAUUAGUAAGAAUGAUACGAAAGCUAGCAUAGCGUAUAGUUAAAUCAAAGCAUAUCUCUUUUUUCUACAAAUGCAAAUACAAGAUAUAAAUAACAUUUGAGAAUUGCAAAACAUAAAAAAAGAAACAAAAACCAACAAUGAAUGUCAAAAAUUAACAUUCAAACCCCUAAUUUAUAACAGUUUUUUCUGUAUGAAUAGCUUCAUUUUUGUAAAGCUUUAAUUGUUAUAAAAAUACAAGAAAACACGAAUGGAAACUCAAUUUUGCUAUGGUUUCAAAAUGCUUCACGAACUCCGAACUCAAGCGGUGUGAUUGUCAUCACAUAUUCACCGCAUAUUGAAAUUAUUAUAUUCUUAUUAAAUAAUCUCUCUGUGUAAAAUCAAUGUGUGUUUAUUUAUGUUAGUUACGGCACAGUGUUGCAAUAAAAAAAAUCAAGAUUAUACUUUCAAUGUGACUGAGGAUUUUUUUCGGGUCUUUCAAAAUACUUUGUAACAAACUCUUGAACAUAUUAUUUUUUUAACUAGUUUUUUUUAAAUUUUGAUAUUUCUCGUCCUGAUUUGCCAGAAGUUUACUUCGAACCUUAUCACAUUGAUGACAUACCUUGAAUGUUGUGGCACUGUAUAAAUGUUCUUAAUUUUUUCAUUACAUCAAUUUGUUUUCUUCCCACCAACCAAUCAUCUCCUCCUCACCCAAGAAACCUUAAAAUUCAAAAAGAAUUAAAAAAAACAAAUAUUUAUAUACAAACUUUAAUUUACCAUGAAUCAAAUUUCUGACUUACCCCCAAAAAAAAAAAUCAAAAAAAAAAACUUUUUGCUAAUUGUGUAUUUUGUAAAACAAGUAUAUUUUUCGUAAUGGAAACUAAAUGAAAUUUAUUAUACAAAAAAAAAUAUGAAUACAAAUUUUGUGGUUCAUAAUUUAAUUAUGCGCAAAGUAUACCAACAAAUAAAUACAAAUUUAAUAGAAUUAAAUAAAUAAAAAAUAACUACCCACAUGACACAUACACACUCAUACACACAGACAUAAAUUGCACACGUAAGGAUAUGAAUCCAUAAAUGGCUUAUUAAUUUAAUAAUUAAAUAAAGAAAACAAAAACAUAAAAAAAUCAAAAUAGAUGAAAAAGUAUUUAAAAUUAAAUCCCAUAAUAUUAAAAAAA
Musca domestica (house fly) is the source of this 11503-nucleotide messenger RNA. RefSeq lists its product as uncharacterized. Gene Ontology annotation, molecular function: guanyl-nucleotide exchange factor activity. The transcript is spliced from 6 exons. The record is from RefSeq and is a predicted model, not a curated record. Gene Ontology annotation, biological process: positive regulation of stress fiber assembly; actin cytoskeleton organization. Lineage: Eukaryota; Metazoa; Arthropoda; Insecta; Diptera; Muscidae. Bases 245 to 7858 code for a protein of 2537 amino acids.